AUGGUAUCUCGUACUUGCACUAAUAAACGAGCGAAUAUUGGCUGUAUUACAUGGCAGCGAACGAGCAACUUUGAUAUUUCAAUUAAAAAUAGACGCGCGUUUAGCAAAGCCGAGUACGUGUGGAGCACGUGCAGCCCAAUACCGCAUUCGGUCCGAUCUCAAGUGCUAUUUGAGUCGAAUGCAGAUGCGGGCCCCGAUUUCCCGGCUCUCGAUGGCUUUGGGAAAAUUUUCAAUCCUCUGCGCGACGUGCGUUGA
Molecule: messenger RNA, 255 nt
Organism: Leptosia nina
Lineage: Eukaryota; Metazoa; Arthropoda; Insecta; Lepidoptera; Pieridae
Source: the annotation of a GenBank genome assembly